This is a messenger RNA of Desarmillaria tabescens, 762 nucleotides long. RefSeq lists its product as uncharacterized. Lineage: Eukaryota; Fungi; Basidiomycota; Agaricomycetes; Agaricales; Physalacriaceae. The coding region runs from base 1 to 762 and encodes 253 amino acids. The record is from RefSeq and is a predicted model, not a curated record. The transcript has 11 exons.
AUGCACGCUGGAUUUAUCUUGCUUCUCAGUGCCGUAUGUUGCUCUUCUACCAUUCUCUGGGAUGGCAGAUUCAAUAAUUACUCAACGGCUGCUGACUUCAACAAGUGGAGCUGGAGCAAUCAAGUAGGCCAAUAUCAAACCUAUAUCUACGGUAAUCUCAAAGGAGAGACUGCUUCGUCUUGGCUUGAGCUAGGAUCCACCUACAUGAAUCCUGCUACUACUGGGGAGAAGCAAGGGGUCAAAGUGAAACUGACCGCUUCGUCUCUCUGGAACAGCGGUCCAAUGCUCAGAACGGAACUCCUUCCUCAAACCUCUAACUCGCUGAGAGGAAACCUAUACUUUCACGUGUCGCUGCAGAUUCCAGUCACAAAUUCGCCCAAUCCGGCUUACGAACAUCAGAUCGUGUUUUGGGAAGGCCACUACGCCGACAUUAAAUAUGGUCAACUUUCUGGGCAGAACGGCGUAGCGGAUACCCUUCAAGUCAUCACUGGCGGGAAAUCCAUUUGGUCUGUGACUCCGGUGAAAGGAACAUGGUACAAUUUUAUCCUGGGUACAGGAAGUCCCGGAGGGCUGUGGGUUUCGACAGGAAGCAAUAACCUUCAAAAGGUUUACAGCGGGUCGCUGAAUGGAAAUGGUGGGACUGAUUGGCACAUAGGAGCCUUGAGGCUCCCUCUGGGCGGCACUACUCAAGCUAUAACCGAAGAGGACUUCUACUACAGCGGUAUAUAUGUGGAGGAUUCCGGACCUACUACAUACGUCUAA